This is a messenger RNA of Hevea brasiliensis (rubber tree), 2139 nucleotides long. RefSeq lists its product as uncharacterized. Lineage: Eukaryota; Viridiplantae; Streptophyta; Magnoliopsida; Malpighiales; Euphorbiaceae. The record is from RefSeq and is a predicted model, not a curated record. Gene Ontology annotation, biological process: glucosylceramide biosynthetic process. Gene Ontology annotation, molecular function: ceramide glucosyltransferase activity. The transcript has 14 exons. Gene Ontology annotation, cellular component: membrane. The coding region runs from base 383 to 1888 and encodes 501 amino acids.
CCAUUCUGUAUUCAAAAUCAAAUCUCAAGAGAUAACUUGUUUCAUCUUGAAAAUUGUGGGACUGACCUAUGAUUUUUGGCGUUCCUCGAGAACUAACUUGUAAAUGACCCUAAUUUUUUUCAAGAGUUAGCAUACUAUUUCUCAUUAGCUCAGAUGGAAAUAUUCUUCGUAGUUCUUUUCAGUUGCCUUGGAAUUUUAGCUCUGAUGGUGCUUGAAUGAAGUUUUCAGCUACAGAUUUAUUUGUUAUUCUUAAUAUUUAAGCGCUAUUUGGAUAGAGGAUUAAAUAAUCAGGGUAAAGUAAUGAUGGGUUGGGAGAGAGAUAAGGAGCUGCUCCAAUGUUUUCAUAUCUUUCUUUGUUGACCACGCCGUUGAGGGCGAUCUCAUGGUUCUACUUAGCUCUGUUGGAUGCUAUGAUGGAUGCGUGAUCUGCCUAACACUUGCCAUUGGGUGGGCUUUUGCGGCUUUUGUCAGGAAUAGAGAGAUCAAGCGGAUGAAGAGUAGUAUGAGAGCUGGCAAUAGCUUUGCAUUUCUUUUUCAUGAUAUCAAUGAACUGGAGCACUCAAAUCAGGUCAAUCUGCCUCGAGUGACUGUUGUUAUGCCCUUAAAGGGGUUUGGGGAACACAAUUUACAUAAUUGGAGGAGUCAGAUCACAUCUCUCUAUGGUGGUCCUCUGGAAUUCCUUUUUGUAGUGGAAAGUACAGAAGACCCUGCAUACCAUGCUGUAUCUUGCUUAAUACCAGAGUUUAAGGAUGCUGUUGAUGUUAGAGUUAUUGUAGCUGGUUUGUCAACAACUUGUAGUCAGAAAAUUCACAACCAGUUGUUUGGUGCAGAGAAAAUGCAUAAAGACAGCAAGUAUGUAUUAUUUUUGGAUGAUGAUGUUAGGCUGCACCCUGGGUCUAUUGGAGCCCUGACUGCUGAAAUGGAAAAAAAUCCUGAGAUAUUUAUUCAAACAGGAUACCCUCUUGAUCUGCCUUCAGGGAGUUUAGGAAGCUACUGCAUCUAUGAAUAUCACAUGCCUUGUUCGAUGGGCUUUGCCACCGGUGGGAAAACAUUCUUUCUAUGGGGUGGGUGCAUGAUGAUGCAUGCUGAUGAUUUUAGAUAUGACCGCUAUGGUGUGGUCUCAGGACUGCGAGAUGGUGGAUACUCUGAUGAUAUGACUCUUGCAGCUAUAGCUGGGGCUCAUAAGAGGCUUAUUACAUCACCUCCAGUUGCUGUUUUUCCUCACCCACUUGCUAGUGAUCUUAGUUUUUCAAGGUACUGGAAUUACUUGAGGAAGCAAACAUUUGUUUUGGAAUCAUAUACAACGAAGGUUAAUUGGAUAAUGAACCGAGCUUUAUUUUCUUCCCACUGCUAUUUAUCAUGGGGGUUUGUGGCGCCAUACUUUAUGGCUAUGACUCAUGUUGCUGCAGCACUGCGAAUCUAUAUCCGAGGAUAUGCACAUGAGGAAACAAUCUUUGUUUCUAAUGGGUUGUUACUGGUCACCUGCCUAGCUGUGUGCACCUUUACAGAACUUUUCUCAAUGUGGAAUUUGACGAGAAUAGAAGUUCAACUAUGCAACAUGCUGUCGCCCGAGGCACCUCGACUUUCUCUUGCUUCUUAUAACUGGGUCCUCGUAUUCAUUGCAAUGCUGGUGGAUAACUUCUUAUAUCCCAUAUCUGCACUCCGUUCACACUUCUCUCAGUCUAUAAAUUGGUCUGGUAUACGGUACCACUUGAAGAAUGGAAAAAUAAGCAAGAUUGAAAGAAGUAAGGAUAAGGGUCCAAUUUACACGGACUUGGGAGGAAAACAUUUAUAUGGGAAGAAGGGAGCUCCUCCCAGAGCCUCUUUGCUUGGCUCUUUGGCAAAGAGUUUGGCACAGUGGCGACAGCCUAAGAAAUUUGAUGGCUAGAUAUUGGCUUUAAUUUGCAAAAGAUCCAAUGGGUCUCGGGAGCAUAACUCUUGGUGGAUUACGCGGGUAUCCUCGGAUAGGGUUCGCUAGUCCAUUAUUGAUUGAUUUUUUUAUAUAUAUAUAAUCUCCAUUCAAUCAAAAAUAUUCUCCAAUUUAGGCCAUCUUGAUUUCUGGGCUGAUUUUGUAAUUUGCGGUGGUAUUUGUUCUGUAUUCUAUGUAAUUUAUAGUAUUUAAUACGAAAUUUGAGGCAA